UGCAGCUGAUGCGUCGCAGACGAACGGCCGACGUCAUGUGCUGGGCGUGGCCAGCUGCACCGGCCAGGAAACGACUAAAAACUAAAGAGCGCAGAUUCACACUCGCCAGGACCGCGAGGGGAUACCGAGAAGCACAACUACAGAGAGGUAGUGAUCUGAAGUGUACAGGGGUCCAGUGUGUUCUGACGAUGAGUGACGGGGAAGGGUAUGUGGCCCGUGUGCGUGGCCUGCCGUGGUCCUGCUCGGUGGAUGAAGUCCAGAGGUUCUUCUCUGACUGUAAAAUCGCCAACGGCGCCUCGGGCAUCCAUUUCACAUACACGCGGGAGGGCAGGCCCAGCGGGGAGGCCUUCGUGGAGCUGGAGUCUGAGGAUGACCUGAAGAUCGCCACCAAGAAGGACCGAGAAACCAUGGGCCACAGAUAUGUGGAAGUGUUCAAGUCGAACAGUGUGGAGAUGGACUGGGUCCUGAAGCACACAGGGCCCAACUGCCCUGAGACCGGGGGAGACGGGCUGGUGCGCAUGCGGGGCCUCCCCUUCGGCUGCAGCAAGGAGGAGAUCGUGCAGUUCUUCUCCGGGUUGGAAAUCGUGCCAAAUGGGAUAACAUUGCCGGUGGACUUCCAGGGGCGGAGUUCGGGGGAGGCCUUCGUGCAGUUUGCGUCUCAGGAUAUAGCCGAAAAGGCUCUAAAGAAACACAAGGAAAGGAUAGGGCACAGGUACAUAGAGAUAUUCCAGAGCAGCCGGGCGGAGGUGCGGACGCACUACGAGCCGCAGCGCAAGACGGUGGGGAUGCAGCGGCCGGGGCCGUACGACCGGCCCAGUGGGGGGCGGGGCUACAGCGCCAUGCCGCGCGGCGGCUCGUACGACCGCGUGCGCCGCGGCGGAUACGAUGGGCGCUAUGGCGACGGUAGCUCCUCCUUCCAGAGCAUCACGGGUCACUGUGUGCACAUGAGGGGGCUUCCGUACCGAGCGACCGAGACCGACAUCUACAACUUCUUCUCCCCGCUGAACCCGGUGCGUGUGCACAUCGAGGUGGGCCCGGACGGACGCGUCACCGGGGAGGCCGACGUGGAGUUCGCCACGCAUGAGGACGCGGUCGCAGCCAUGUCCAAGGACAAGGCCAACAUGCAGCACCGCUAUGUGGAGCUGUUCCUGAACUCCACAGCAGGGGGCAGCAACGGGGCGUAUGGCAGCCAGAUGAUCGGGGCCAUGGCCAACCAAUCGGCGUACGGACCCAGCAGCCAGCAGGCCAGCGGGAUGGGGGGCUACAGCGACUACAGUAAUCAGAGUGGGAUGAGCAGCAGUUACUAUGGCAGCAGUGGGCGGGGCUCCAUGGGGAUGAACGGCUUGGGUAUGGGGGAGGGGUGGGGCAUGUAG
Messenger RNA from Conger conger (European conger), 1373 nucleotides. It is a transcript of the gene hnrnph1, whose product is annotated as heterogeneous nuclear ribonucleoprotein H1. The record is from RefSeq and is a predicted model, not a curated record. The transcript has 11 exons. NCBI's taxonomy places the organism in Eukaryota, Metazoa, Chordata, Actinopteri, Anguilliformes, Congridae. The coding region runs from base 9 to 1373 and encodes 454 amino acids. Gene Ontology annotation, molecular function: RNA binding. Gene Ontology annotation, biological process: regulation of RNA splicing. Gene Ontology annotation, cellular component: nucleoplasm; ribonucleoprotein complex.